ACAUAUCCCCUUCCCAUGGUUCCACGUAAUAAAAUCUUGGAACUUCCCUGGUGAUAAACGAUUCUCGUUUCUUUCCCCACUGCAGCUAUCUUUUCGACAUGUUCCAAGGUAGCGGUGUUCGUCGUCCUGAUGGAACUGUUCCUCGAAUGCGCAUCAAAGCAUUUGCCCACACGAUAGAUGAACGACAUGCGAAUCAAUUGUGGGAGCACCUCAAGAGUGCCAUGAUUGAAAUUCAGAAAAAGAACAGUGGUGGGCUAAGCUAUGAAGAACUAUACCGAAGUGCGUAUACAUUGGUUUUGCAUAAACACGGCGAACGACUCUACGCUGGCACGAAGGACCUGGUUUCUGAACACAUGAUUCGCGUGCGCGAUAGUAUUGUGGAAAAUUUGAACAACAAAUUCCUCACCUACCUGAACUCAUGUUGGACAGAUCACCAGACGGGAAUGGCUAUGAUUCGUGAUAUACUGAUGUACAUGGAUCGUGUGUAUGUGGGUCAAAACAAUCUACCAAGUGUGUACAAGAUGGGGAUGACAGUGUUUUGUAACUACGUCCUCCGAUACUCGGUGAUUCGAGAUCACCUACAGAAAACGUUAUUGGACAUGGUUCACCGUGAACGUCGGGGAGAAGUUAUUUCCCGAUCUCAGAUACGUGAUGCAUGUCAAAUGUUCGUUCAGCUAGGUGUUGGCUCGUUGUCUGUUUACCUUGAAGAUUUUGAACAACCCUUCCUGGAACAGUCCAGAGAUUUCUACCGAGCCGAGAGUGAAAGUUUUCUAAGUGAGAAUACGUCAGCUAUUCUCUAUAUCAAAAAGGUUGAACAACGAAUCGAAGAGGAGAUUAGACGCGCGCAUCACUAUCUGGACCCUUCUACGAAACCCAAAAUUGUGGCAGUCCUUGAAGAGGAAUUGAUCAGCCGUCACAUGGAAACUAUUGUGGGAAUGGAAAAUUCCGGCCUGACUCACAUGCUCACUCAUGACAGGUUUGAAGAUAUUGCUGCCAUGUACAAUGUCCUCAGCCGAGUCGAGGAGGGGCCGAAAAUCAUGAGCCAUUACAUCAGUAUGUAUCUCAGGGAACAAGGACGAAAGAUUGUCCAAGAAUCAGGAGCAUCGUCUUCACAACAGUACAUUCAAGAUUUGCUACAAUUACGUGAUCGAGCAAACGAUUUAUUAGUCCGGGCACUUAAUAAUCAAACCAUAUUCCGAAAUCAAAUCAACUCUGAUUUUGAAUACUUCAUUAAUCUGAAUACACGUUCACCCGAAUUUCUGUCCCUUUUCAUUGACGAGAAGUUGAAACGAGGCACCAAGGGUAUGGCCGAUCAAGACGUCGAUGCUGUAUUCGACAAGUGUAUAGUACUGUUUCGGUAUUUGCAAGAAAAAGAUGUGUUCGAAGGGUACUACAAAAAACAUCUGGCCAAACGAUUAUUGUUGAGCAAGAGUCAGUCGGACGAUCAGGAGAAAAUCAUGAUCUCCAAGCUCAUGGCCGAAUGCGGUGCGGUGUACACCAGCAAGCUUGAGGGGAUGUUUAAAGAUAUGGCCGUCUCCAAGACACUCAUGGAUGAAUUCAAUGCCAUGUUGACCUCCACCAACCGUAAUCUUGGUCUGGAUCUCUACGUGCGCGUUUUGACCACCGGUCUUUGGCCUACACAAAGUGUUAACUGCUGUGUAGCUCUACCGGAAGAGGCAGCAAACGCGUUCGAAGUGUAUAGAAAUUUCUACUUGAGCAAACAUAAUGGCCGCAAAAUCAGCCUUCAGACUAAUAUGGGUUAUGCGGAACUCGCUGCCCUAUUUUUUGGACGGGUCUCCAGUUCGGAUGGUGUUCAAGUUGGCUCUGCUACUACUGGUGCGGGUGCUAGCACUGCACUGAUGGAUCCCAUAAACCCCUCUUUCCUUUUACGCGGUUCAAGUUCCGGAUCUUCAGGACAAGUUAACAGUCAGGGAAGCCAAGGUAUGCUUGUCAGUGGUUUGCCAGGAAGUCCUGGAGCACCGGGAACGCUAGAGCCUGCAACGUUCAAUACUGGACGCGGGAGUUUCAGGAAAUAUUUUCUACAGGUGUCCACGUACCAGAUGGAAAUUCUAAUGAAAUUCAAUCGACGUAGUCGUUACACUUUCGCGGAAUUAAGUAGUGAAACGAACAUUCCUGAACGGGAACUCAAACGAAGUCUGAUGGCCUUGGCGCUUGGAAGAUCGAACCAGCGGAUCCUUUGCAAAGAACCGAAAACCAGAGAAAUUGAACCCAAUGAUGUGUUCUAUGUGAAUGAUUCGUUCGUCUCCAAACAUUUCAAAGUCAAGGUCCAAAGCAUUACUGUAAAGGAGAACGAACCGGAGCGGCAAGAAAUACACACACGUGUUGAUGAGAAUCGACGCUACGUGAUUGAGGCGACGAUUGUCAGAGUGAUGAAAGCUCGCAAGACCUUGGGACAUGGUCAACUGGUCGUUGAGGUAAUUGAACAACUGAAGUCGCGCUUUGUUCCCACUCCGGUGCUGAUCAAACAACGGAUUGAAUCACUUAUCGAGAGGGAAUUCCUUGCGCGCAUGGAAGACGAUCGUCGUGUGUACAAGUAUUUGGCCUAGGCUGUGGAACAGACUUCUUUCUCCACAGCCGUACAGUUGCCUGUUUCUUUCAUAUCCCACAUUCCCAAGUUUUCUCCACCCCCUGAAACAGAAUAUUUUGGCCUUUGAAUUUCAAACCCAACUAGUUAUUUCAAUUGGUACAGUGGAUCUCGACGCCAUAGGCCUCAGAACGAAGUUAGUCCCACUGGUAACCGAGACUGGAUGAGGCGGUUUCUGGUUGCGUACUGGCAGACAGCCAGACCUGUGCAUCACGCAGAUUUCGUUCCGCACUUUCCUGAUAUAACCCUCAUUCCUCAGCUCAGUGCAGACAAACCACCCCCUUCCCAAUACGUUGCGUGAUCUUUUGUGUGCCAUUGACAGGAGUUACAAAGCCAUGUCACUUCCAGUCACCCGGCUUAUCUACCCUACCUCCAUUCAGUUCAACCCUGCUUUGAGUGCUGUUGUUGUAGCCCUUCACUUGCUAUCCCUUAGUUGUGUGUCUGAUUGAUCUGCACACCAUAACUUUACCGGACCCAAUCCGCUCGAUUUUACAUUCUCCUGUGUACAUACUUCUUGUUCGAUCGUCUUCGCUUAUGGCCUCAUACAGCUUCUGUGAACUCUGCUGUUGUAGAGAAAGCUUCCUGUUUAAAGCCAUUCUACACACAUCUCCCCAACUCCGCGUGAGAUGAUCUAUCACACCGACACAAAUCACAAUUGACCAACUGUAGUCUCUUUCCAAUUCCCUCCUGCGUUCUAGUUUUCACCACAGCAUAUCAGAGAGAUGAUGCGUUCGCCACAAACUGAAUCACAAUUGCCAACUGUAGUCUCUUUCCAAUUCCCUCUUGCGUUCUAGUUUUCACCACAGCAUAUCAGAGAGAUGAUGCGUUCGCCACAAACUGAGCAUUUGGCUGUGCCACCCCUGCAUCCCGUCUCUUCUUACCGGCCAACUACACACUCAGUCCACUCGUCCUCAUCCAUUGCCCACCGUAUCUUUUGUCCUUCUUGUUAAUUUGCAUUAACUGUACACAUUGUGGCGGUAUGAACCUGUCUAUCCAACUGGGACGCUUUACUUUUUCCCUUUUUGUUGAUGAACAAGCAUUUUUGCCCCUCUUCAUUUCACAGCGCUCCAAUGUUAUUACCUUUGGCUAGUGGGAGUUGGCG
Messenger RNA from Opisthorchis viverrini, 3707 nucleotides. RefSeq lists its product as hypothetical. The transcript is spliced from 4 exons. Gene Ontology annotation, molecular function: ubiquitin protein ligase binding. Gene Ontology annotation, biological process: ubiquitin-dependent protein catabolic process; protein ubiquitination. The coding region runs from base 99 to 2567 and encodes 822 amino acids. Lineage: Eukaryota; Metazoa; Platyhelminthes; Trematoda; Opisthorchiida; Opisthorchiidae. The record is from RefSeq and is a predicted model, not a curated record. Gene Ontology annotation, cellular component: Cul3-RING ubiquitin ligase complex.